ACAAAGUGGGUUGGGCCCGGCCCGCUAGCUGUUAGCUAGCGUUGUGUUGUGAGCCUAGCCGGUCAUGAAGGGGCUGGUAAUAUUCCACGACCACGAGAUCGCCUUCUGCCAUGCGGACAAGGACCUGGAGAGUUACCUGAGGGAGCGAUGGACCUUCCUACAGAAGUCGGCGGGCGCCACUGAUAAGGACUUGGAAGAGCUGGAGAAUAAAGACUUUAUCUUCAUCGUGCAAGAGUUCCUUCAGCCGUUCUGCACAGCUUUUGAUGCUCUAGUGGUGCUGAAGAAACAGAUGCACUCUAUUUCACUGGAGGGAGGGUUUAUGAUUGCGUUCAGAAAGUUUGGGCAGAACCUCUACAUAGCCAUGAGUAAGGGGCACGGGGAGACGGAGGAAGACCUUCUGAGGAAGAUGCAGGUCUUUAACAGCAUUCUCUCGUUCCUGGUCGGCCCUGUCAAACGAAGGUAAAUUAGUAUGCAGUGAAAACCAUGUCUAAACUAUAGGAUACCUCACUAGCAUGGACACUUCGUUGGUGUCCAGAUUGGAGUUGUUCCACUGUAACUACGUAAACCACACCGACAAUCUGGAGGCGUUGCGAGAUGUGUGUGUCUCUCUCUCUCUCUUCCAGGAUCCGUCCGAGGGAGAAGAUCCAGAGAAUUCUGGAGAGACUCCUGGUCACCUACGAGAGACUGUACAACGAGGAAGAAGUCUUCUUACUAGAGGCUGUGGAGCACGUCACGUUUGGGCAGCUGCAAGCUGCUCAGGAGGUGGUCUUGAAGCUGGCCAGAGAAUCCCUCGAGGCUUCAAACAAUGGAGGUUUGACUCAUGUCCAGCACGCCAUGCUCAUGGUCAAUUCCAAACUCUUGGCCAUUUGCGGGAAGUCCCCACAGAUCCAGACCUCGGACAUCCUCCUCCUCACCCUCUUUGUCCGCUCCUUCUUUUCCAACUCUGGUGAAGUGGAGGAAGAGGAGGAGGAGGGGGAGGAGGUGGGGGGAGUGGGAGGGAAGGGAGGUGGAGAGAUAUAUCCAGAUGGAGCAACUUCUGAAGAUCACAGUUUUAUGGAAGGAAUUGACCCUCAGUCAUCUGUGGGGAUUGCAGAAGCAAGUCCCGAUCGAUCAGAACUGUUCCAGACACCUCCGACCGUGAUGCCAGGUGCAUACUCUACAAGAGAGGCGGAGGACCCGCCGUUUGCGACACCAGGCCCAGAGGCUGACCCAACUUUCAGUAUACCCGUUGAUGAGGCAGAGAGUAUGAGAGAGUCAGUUAAUCCCAGCAGGGGUUUCCCCGGAAGGCUCCGGAACCUGUUUGGUCUGAGAGGCACCAGGGGAGGCGAUGUCUAUGCACAGGAGGUCGUGGACGAUGAGGAGAGUACAAAGUCGUGGAGGUUCAUGGAGCAGCUGGUGUUCCUGCAACCCAACACGGCGACGUUUAUUCCACAUCGUCUCCACUGUCUGGAGGUGUGUCCUGGCAUCAUCCUCGUCCUCAUCUCGGAGUAUGGGCUGAACCAGCUAGCCGGGACCAUCAGCCUCGUCCUCCAUCAUCUGGACGAGAUUUUCGUGGGGAACCGACGCGGCGGGCAGAGUGUCUUCGACCUUCUAGAAGAGUCUUUCAGGAGGACAAACAGUCUUGUGAAACAUGAAUUUCAGACAACUGCUAGCUCCACACUGCGGCAGUGCAGCGUGCUGGUCCAGAAUGCCUGGGGGAAUCUGAAGGAGGCGGGCCUGCGAGCCUACGUCAACUCCAGUCAGCCCGACGAGAGACUCGUGAACCAGGCCCGACUGGAGGCCAGCAGCAGCAACCUCUCCAGGAAACUGGUGGAGCUCUUUGAGCAGCUGUUCUUCACCCCCAAGCAAAGAGAGUACGACACAGCUCACGUCAAGUCUCGGUUAAUCCGUAACUUUUCAGGACUCAGGAAGGACUAUGGGGAGUUCCUGGCUCUGAAGGGAACUGUCAACAUCCCUAUGCUCAACUUCUCCAUGUGCCAUCCCGGCAUGGUCCACUUCAUCCUCAUCGACCGCUCAUUCGACGAGAUGAUAACGCCCUCCGUACACCGUGACCACCCAGUGGUAUCGCAUCACUACCACCAGUUCUAUAGUCACAAACUCCUCUCUCUCCCUCUUUCUCCCAGGGACUGGCGUAUGUGGACAGAUUGGCCGAGGAGAAAGGAAUCACCAGUGGAGAACUGCUCAAGAAAACUAUCUGGCAUAUGGUGAAGAGGUCUCAGAGGUACGUGGGGUUUGGCUACACCUCACAGACCUGGGUGGACCACCAUUUCCUCUAUUCCUAUCACGUGUGGAUCAACCAUCACACUCAGGCCCACAACGAGACCCGUCGCUACCUACCACCGGCCAACACUUACAGCAAGUUCCCUGGGGUCAUCGGGAACACGUUCUACAGGGAUAUGGCACAGGGUCAGAGCUACGUGUUUGAACUGUACUGUGUCCACGAGGCUGCAGUGCCUGCAAAGACGGCUGCCAGUCAGUGUAAAGACCUGGCCAAUCAACUGUGGCCCAACACAAAGGCUGCCAUAGCUCCGUUUAGUCUCAUUAACUAGCCCCCACCAUAUAUAUUUUUUGUGUGUAGGGUGUGUGUUUUCAAAUCCAGCAUUGAGUGUGUAUAUUUGCCAAUACUGUGUACGGGAAAAGUCUGACAGACGUACUGAAAUAGUGAAAAUAAUGAAUUUGGGCAGUGCAGUGACAUAUAAUAAAAAAGGUUCUGCUUCUUAUGAAUUGUGAAAGUGUUACGAGUAUCCCCAGAGAAACCUGUCGUCGUCAAGCAGCCUGGCCAGCUGCCUGUUGUAAGGGGCAAAGAAAUCGUGAAGCAGCUGCCUCGUGUCCUCGUGCAUCUUCCCGAUACCUGCCUUCUGUCGGUUGUGUUUUCUCUCCAGAGCAUCCCUGAUAUCCCGGACUGGGUACGGCUGUAUCUCCAGGAAAUCUGUCACGUGGUGAAUAAAAGCAAUCGGUUCUUUUGCCAUGUCCUCCAUUUUGACAAAGAGAAACUGCUCCCGUGGAAAGAACUGCAGGAACUUUAAUAUGUGGAUGUAGUAGAUACUCACGACCAGUCUGAAUCCAAUUUGACCACAGAACUGGGUCACUUUAGUGCCGUUCUCAAAAGUGAAUUUGUUGGCACAUUCGUAGAGCGAGUUGGCCUCCGUGCAGCGGUUGAAUUCGGCAGUCAGUUGAGAUACCUCUAUGUGAAAGUUUCCAGCCGGGUCUCUUCUCACGGACGGUGGCCACUCACGCGUGUCGUUCCCGUAUCUGUAACUGCAGCUCCAUAGGUAGUAGGAGUAGAGCCGUUCGCUUGGUUCCCGCAUCAAAACGAUAAACUUUGCCCGAGGGAUCACGUGGGAUAUUGCUGCCGGUGUAGAACAAAAGUCGUGGCCGUUGAACACAAAGUUGGAGUCCCAGAGAGUGGACUGGCUCCCGUCCAUGCUCAUGAGCUGCGGGCGAUCCUCUGCAUAGUGGGCCAUGUGUUUGAAGUGCAUCAGGUAGCGGAGGACGUUGAGACGCAGUAGGCUCUCGCUGGGCGAGAGAAUGGGUGCCCGCGUCCACCAGUGACACUCCUUCACCACCGCGCCGCUGACCUGCGGGUGGGCAAACAGGACGUCGCUCAGCGUCGUGGUCGCGCUCUUGGGAAAUCCGGCGAGGAAAAAAUGGGGCAAACAAAAGAGCCUCAGGGGAAAAGAGUUUCCAAAGGCCUCUCUGGCAAGGUAGUUUGCCUGGUUGGGCAGGAG
This is a messenger RNA of Geodia barretti, 3728 nucleotides long. NCBI's taxonomy places the organism in Eukaryota, Metazoa, Porifera, Demospongiae, Tetractinellida, Geodiidae. The record is from the annotation of a GenBank genome assembly.